Molecule: messenger RNA, 1403 nt
Organism: Chrysochloris asiatica (Cape golden mole)
Lineage: Eukaryota; Metazoa; Chordata; Mammalia; Afrosoricida; Chrysochloridae
Gene: SCD5
Product: stearoyl-CoA desaturase 5
Exons: 5
Coding region: 228-1220 (330 amino acids)
Biological process (GO): lipid metabolic process
Molecular function (GO): oxidoreductase activity, acting on paired donors, with oxidation of a pair of donors resulting in the reduction of molecular oxygen to two molecules of water
Source: RefSeq, a predicted model, not a curated record
AUGGGUGAUAUGGCAGCAACAGAUGCUGGGCGCCCAGAUUUGCAUCCUUAGGCCACGCUGAGAGCCUGAAAAGAGCAGGAACCAGAGAGGAGUGCUGGGAAGGCGGGGACAGGAGGCGCGGAGAAUCCCCCCUAAAAAGGCAGAAGCUCCCGCCCCCAUCGUGAGCUCCGCGCAGGCUGAGCGUCUGUCUCCCGCUGUAGCUGCAUCCCGAGCGACCUCUCCCCAUCAUGCGAGGCCCUAACACAGAUGGGACGAAGGUCCCCUUCUGCAACGCCAAGGAGGAAAUCUCUGCCCGGGUCGAAACCUCGGAGGACGACAGCGGCCAAGAGAGGCCGGACGCGCGCCGGCAGCGCCAGAACAUCGUCUGGAGGAACGUUGUUCUGAUGUGCCUGCUCCACCUGGGGGCCGUGUACGCGCUGGUGCUCAUCCCCAAAGCCAAGCCUCUCACUCUACUCUGGGCCUACUUCUGCUUCCUCCUGACUGCUCUGGGCGUGACAGCUGGUGCCCAUCGCUUAUGGAGCCACAGGUCCUACCAGGCCAAGCUGCCUCUGAGGAUAUUUCUGGCUGCUGCCAACUCCAUGGCUUUUCAGAAUGACAUCUUCGAGUGGUCUAGGGACCACCGAGUCCACCACAAGUACUCAGAGACAGAUGCUGACCCCCACAAUGCCCGCCGGGGCUUCUUCUUCUCCCAUAUCGGGUGGCUGUUUGUUCGCAAGCAUCGAGAUGUCAUAGAGAAGGGGAGAAAACUCGACGUCACUGACCUACUGGCUGAUCCUGUGGUCCAGUUCCAGAGAAAAUACUAUAAGAUCAGCGUGGUGCUCAUGUGCUUUGUGAUACCCACGCUGGUGCCCUGGUACAUCUGGGGAGAGACUCUGUGGAAUUCCUACUUCUUGGCCUCCAUCCUCCGCUAUACCAUCUCGCUCAACGUCACCUGGUUGGUCAACAGUGCUGCCCACAUGUACGGAAACCGGCCCUAUGACAAGCACAUCAGCCCUCGGCAGAACCCUCUUGUCACUCUGGGCGCCAUUGGUGAAGGUUUCCACAAUUACCAUCACACAUUUCCCUAUGACUACUCUGCAAGUGAAUUUGGCUUAAAUUUCAACCCGACCACCUGGUUCAUUGACAUCAUGUGCUGGCUGGGGCUGGCCACUGACCGAAAACGGGCAACCCAGUCGAUAAUCAAGGCCCGCAAGGCAAGGACUGGAGAUGGCAGUAGCUGAGCCUGCAGCUGUCCGCCCAACAUGUCUGCUGUUGACUCCUGUGUUCAUUGCUUUUGUUACUGUGUUUUUUUUGUCCAUUGGAUUUGUGGGAGAAGCUUGAGGGUGGAUGGAAUCUAUGUGGUUUGAGAGUUUUUUGUUUAUCUCAAAGUAAUGUCUAAAUACAACUAUCAGUGAAAGACAUUU